GCACGGUUAAGAAGGAAUCCAUCCAUGGCUGUAGUCGAAGCCGGCUCCGUGGUCGCAAGAUCCCUAUUGAAACGGAGUGCGGGAGAAUAAUGUCGUCCCGCUCAGACAGUGGGAGCGGGGAGGACUCGUUGGACCGGCUCCUGCCCCCCGCGGGGGCCCCUCGCAGGAAGAGCACCUCACUGAAUACAACUGAGCCUCCUCUGCUCCGCACAGGCACGCGCACCGUCUACACCGCCGGCCGACCUCCCUGGUAUGACGAGCACGGAGCGCAGUCAAAAGAGGCCUUUGUCAUCGGGCUGUGUGGGGGCAGCGCCUCAGGGAAGACCACCGUGGCCAAUAAGAUCAUUGAGGCUCUGGAUGUGCCGUGGGUUGUGCUGUUGUCUAUGGAUUCUUUCUACAAGGUUUUAUCCUCAGAGGAGCAGACUCUGGCAGCAAGUAACGACUACAACUUUGAUCAUCCGGGGGCAUUUGACUUUGAGCUGCUGGUUGCCACCCUGCGAAAGCUGAAGCAGGGCAGGAGUGUGAAGAUCCCGGUGUAUGAUUUCACCACCCACGGGAGACAGAAAGACUGGAAAAAUGUGUACGGUGCCAGUGUAAUCAUAUUUGAAGGAAUUAUGUCUUUUGCAGACAAAGAGCUUCUUCAGCUCCUGGAUAUGAAAAUCUUUGUGGACACAGACUCAGACAUUCGGCUGGUGCGCCGGCUGCGCAGGGACAUCACAGAACGCGGACGGGACAUUGAAGGCGUCAUCAAGCAAUACAACAAGUUUGUGAAACCGGCCUUUGAGCAGUACAUUGAGCCAACCAUGAGGCUGGCUGACAUUGUUGUGCCGAGAGGUGGUGGGAAUAUGGUGGCCAUUGAUCUGAUAGUCCAGCAUGUUCACAGCCAGCUGGAGGAACGUGAGCUCACUGUCAGGGCGCUCCUGGCCUCCGCUCAGCAGACUCAGCCGCUGCCCCAGACGCUCAGCGUGUUGGAGAGCACGCCGCAGGUCAAAGGCCUGCACACCAUCAUCAGGAAUAAAGAAACCAGUCGAGAUGAGUUUAUCUUCUACUCAAAGAGAUUAAUGCGUCUUCUCAUAGAACAUGCACUGACGUUUCUACCAUCUCAGUCGUCUGUAGUCCAGACUCCACAGGGCUAUGAGUACGAGGGCCGCAGUUACAACGGGAAAGGGAUCACCGGUGUGUCGGUCCUUCGGGCGGGAGAGACCAUGGAGCCCGCCCUGAGGGCCGUGUGCAAGGACGUCCGCAUCGGCAAGAUCCUCAUCCAGACCAACAUUGACUCAGGCGAACCAGAGCUGCAUUACCUGCGUCUGCCCAAAGACAUCAGCGAAGAUCAUGUCAUCCUAAUGGACAGCACGGUCUCCACCGGAGCUGCUGCCAUGAUGGCAGUACGAGUCCUAUUGGAUCACGAGGUGCAGGAGGAAAAUAUCGCCUUGGUGUCGCUGUUGAUGGCGGAGCUCGGGGUUCACUCUGUGGCCUACGCCUUCCCAAAGGUCAAAAUCAUCACCACCGCUGUGGACAAGAGUCUGGACGACUUGUUACAUGUAGUUCCCGGUAUCGGGGACUUUGGGGACCGGUACUUCGGGACAGACGGGUCCAACAGCUGGAGUGAUGAGGACCACGAGCAGCCGUCAUGCUGACAUACACACAUCUGUGAGCCACUGUGAAAGAAAAUACACUACUUGAAAACACCCAUUAUUGUGCAUCCUCCCCUCCAGACAGAGACCAGCAAAAAAAAAAAAAAAAAAAGUUAUAUAAAAUUUUUGCAUACAUGGACUUUUGUACUCUUAUACAACAGAUGAGUCUCAGUCGAGUUGUAUGCAGGAGGGAUAUUUUGUUGUAUUUACAACUGAGUGUUCAUAAUUUUCAUAAAGAAGGGUCACAGAGGUGAAACAAUGCCAUUGCCUUUGAGGUACAAUAAUGCAAUAACAAUAUUAUUAUAUACUACAUGUUUUUAUCCGGGAUUGCACCAACUGUUCGUAAAUGGGAUUAUUAGUCAUUACUCGAUAUUUUCAAACUAGUAAUUUACUUAAUUGGGUUGCACCGUUAAAAUUCAACUAUGUGUAAAUUGGUUGCUAGCAAACAUGUAAAACAGUCCUACCGCGAUCAACUGUGAAAAGUCCCCCAACUGACGUUAUUAGCGGUAUACUGUGUUAUUUUUGUGAAAUGUUAUUUAAAAGCUUUAGUUUACAUCAUCGAGUGUCAGGUCAGAUGUGAUCCUAGGUGUGUUCUGGGCGUAACAUGCAAUAAACCAA
Messenger RNA from Perca flavescens (yellow perch), 2252 nucleotides. RefSeq names its product uridine-cytidine kinase 1-like 1a (gene uckl1a). The coding region runs from base 90 to 1637 and encodes 515 amino acids. NCBI's taxonomy places the organism in Eukaryota, Metazoa, Chordata, Actinopteri, Perciformes, Percidae. Gene Ontology annotation, molecular function: ATP binding; kinase activity. The record is from RefSeq and is a predicted model, not a curated record. The transcript is spliced from 15 exons.